AUGAGUCACUGGUCGCCCGGUCAUGCCAGCGCGACCGAGUGGGACGCCCUGUGCUCAGUCUGCCUGCUGGUGCUAGUAUACUCGGUGGGUCUGUGCCACGUGCCUCCGAUGCUGAUCAGCGAGCUGCUCCCUCUGAAGAGGCGGCGCUACCUCAGUACCUCGAUCCUCUGGGUCUGGCGCUGGCUGAUCGCCUUCGUGAUUGUCCACUUCGACGCGCACAUGCGGAGUGCCGGCGACUUCGAGAGCUUGUCGCUCGCGAUCGGGCUAGCGGUGCUGCUAGUCGCCGCAGCCGCAGUUCCCUUUGUGCCGGAGACCGAGGGCCGCACGUUGGCCGCCAUUCAUCGCGAGGAGUGA
Rhipicephalus sanguineus (brown dog tick) is the source of this 354-nucleotide messenger RNA. RefSeq names its product solute carrier family 2, facilitated glucose transporter member 8-like. Gene Ontology annotation, molecular function: transmembrane transporter activity. Gene Ontology annotation, biological process: transmembrane transport. The record is from RefSeq and is a predicted model, not a curated record. Gene Ontology annotation, cellular component: membrane. The coding region runs from base 1 to 354 and encodes 117 amino acids. Lineage: Eukaryota; Metazoa; Arthropoda; Arachnida; Ixodida; Ixodidae. The transcript has 2 exons.